UGACGACCAAUUAAAUGACCAACUUGAUAACCAACAAAGCGAUGAUCUACAGCUUGAUAGCGAGUAUGAAUACGAUGAUGUAAUUGCUGAACCUAGCAGUCCUUACAUAGAAAAUUCAGAGGUUAGUGACGAAGAAGACAUAGAUAACAAGCCUAAUGAAUCUGAAGCUAGUUCGGAAAAAAAUUCUACAAGUGAUCCUAUCUAUGAUCUCUUCUAG
Molecule: messenger RNA, 217 nt
Organism: Racocetra persica
Lineage: Eukaryota; Fungi; Glomeromycota; Glomeromycetes; Diversisporales; Gigasporaceae
Source: the annotation of a GenBank genome assembly